CUUUUGCUCUGCUUUCUAUGCUUUUCUGACAUGUUAAUCGCUAAAGCAUUUACCUUUCUUUUGGAUUCUUGUUUCUGAUUUCUGGGUAUUGCUUAUAUGUGUCUCCAUUUCUUGAAUGUUGAAGAGAAUAGAAUGAGCCUUUCUGAUUUUCUGAUGGGGUAAAUUCAGACUUGGAAAUCAAAGAUGUUGGUUAUGGAAUCAAGUGGCAGUGCUACGCGAAUUAAGAAGUGUGCCUUUGAUCUGCUAUCAAUCGGGGAUGACCUUAUGGAUGACGCAGACUCUUGGGAUCUAUUCAGAAGGGAUCUAACCCUGAAGUCCACGUUCUUGUACUGUGAUUUCAGUCAGAUUAUCUCAAAUGCCCCAAAGGACCAAAAGAAGGAUCUUACUGAGCUUGGUAACAAGUUGUUUUGCUCCAUUGAGGAGUUGGACGUAGCAGUGAAGAUUCAAAACAUUUCUUUGACCCAAGAUCGUUACAACGAUGCUGCUAUCAUUUUACAAGAGGUGGUGGCGAUCAUGCCUUGAGACGCGCCUCUGGUCUUUACAUACACAGUCAAUAAAUAUGUUUUCAAGUUGUACAUACCAAGUUUAUGCUAAUUAGUUUCUACACAGAAUUAGCUUAUGGAAGUUGGGACUUUGUAAUUGAUUUUGGUGAUUUAACUGAUGCCAUUUUCCCAGGGAUGUCUUGUGGUAAUUCAUGGACAAACCAGCCAAAUCCAGCAUAGCUGUUGAGUUGAACAGCAUGCAAGGCCAGUUCUUAAUUUGUUGACAUACAAUAGUUAUCCAUUGACAUAGACUGAGCUAGCUUAACCUGCUUGAGAGUCUGAUCAACAACAAAAGAUGAGCAAACUGAAAACAAAUGUUGACUUCGUUCAACUCUUGGAAGCAGAAGG
Tripterygium wilfordii is the source of this 890-nucleotide messenger RNA. RefSeq names its product photosynthetic NDH subunit of lumenal location 3, chloroplastic-like. Gene Ontology annotation, cellular component: photosystem II; photosystem II oxygen evolving complex; extrinsic component of membrane. The transcript is spliced from 3 exons. The coding region runs from base 184 to 522 and encodes 112 amino acids. Lineage: Eukaryota; Viridiplantae; Streptophyta; Magnoliopsida; Celastrales; Celastraceae. The record is from RefSeq and is a predicted model, not a curated record. Gene Ontology annotation, molecular function: calcium ion binding. Gene Ontology annotation, biological process: photosynthesis; photosynthetic electron transport chain.